Messenger RNA from Aspergillus costaricaensis CBS 115574, 2097 nucleotides. Its product is annotated as putative AMP-binding domain protein. The record is from RefSeq and is a predicted model, not a curated record. The coding region runs from base 135 to 1907 and encodes 590 amino acids. Lineage: Eukaryota; Fungi; Ascomycota; Eurotiomycetes; Eurotiales; Aspergillaceae. The transcript has 5 exons.
CUCGUCACACACACACACACACACACACACUUGAUAUACUUCUCUUUCUUCCUCUCUAUUGGCCAGUAAUUCCACAAAUCUCCAAACAUUACUUAGUAGUAGGACUGGCCCUCCCCCCUUGAAUCAAUUCAACCAUGUCUUCCGCCAAAGAUAGAUUAUCCGGCCUCUUAGGCCAUCUUAUUCCUUCUUCUUCUUCUUCCGCACCAUCUACAUCCGAUACCCAAGGCCCUUCUACAGACCAGGUACAGAAUAACAAUAACAACAAAGUCAACUUCCACACACUUUCGCCCGCGUAUUUCUUGCAGAGGUCGGCGGCGAUUGAACCGGACGCAGAAGCUAUUUACCACAUCACAUCCGAUGGUCAGGAACUACGACGAAACUACCUCGAAUUUGCGGACCGGGCAAGAGGAUUAGCGUAUUUCUUGAAGAAGCGCGGGUUCAAGAGAGUCGGCAUUCUGUGUCCCAAUACCCCGGCUUUCUUGGAGUCUAUUUUUGGGAUUGGGGCCGCGGGGGCGGUGAAUAUUGCUGUGAACUACCGACUCAAAGAAGAUGAUAUCGCUUAUAUAUUUACGCACUCGGAAGCGGAGGUGAUCAUUGUGGAUAAGGAAUUCCUGCCCUUGCUGCGCGUAUAUAGGGAGGCGAAGCCGGAGACGCCCAUUAUUGUUGAUACGGAUACCGAUGCCGCGGAGGGUCAAUUGUCGGGUCCCUUUGACGAGGCGGUUUUGGAAGGUCUCAAGUACGAUAUAGCUACUGGAAAUAAGGGCUGGGAGGGGCUGCAGGCUCAGGCUGGUUCGGAAGAUGAUGUUGUUGCUUUGGCAUACACGAGUGGGACGACGUCGCGGCCGAAGGGUGUCGAAUAUACAAAUCGGGGUGCCUAUUUGGCAGCUUUGGGGAAUGUGGUUGAGUCUGGGUUGAAUGUGUUCAAUGGUCGUUGUCGGUAUUUGUGGAUCUUGCCGAUGUUUCAUGCUGUUGGUUGGACGUUUCCGUGGGCUGUUACUGCUGCGCGCGGUACGCACUAUUGCCUGCGCAAGGUGGACUAUGGGCAGAUUUGGAAGUUGUUCAAGAAUGAGGGUAUUACCCAUUUUAAUGCGGCUCCUACUGUGAACACGCUGCUUUGCAAUCACCCGGAUGCUGAGCCACUGUCCACGCCGGUUAUCGUCCAGGUAGCGGGUAGUCCGCCUACGCCUCAUCUGUUCGAGCAGAUGACCAGUCUGAAUCUGCGUCCCGUGCACGUCUACGGUAUGACGGAGACGUAUGGUCCUACUACCAGGUGCUAUAUGCUACCCGCAUGGGAUCAAUUACCCCGAGACGAGAAGUUCCGGAGGAUGGCCAGGCAAGGGCAUGGUUUCCUGACCAGUCUGCCAACGCGGGUCAUCAAGACGGAUGUGCCUGAGGGCACUAUUAUCGACGUCAAGCAAGACGGCAAGGAGAUAGGCGAGAUUGCGUUUGUCGGGAACAUCUGUGCUCAAGGUUAUUACAAAGAUGCCGAGGCGACGCGGAAGCUCUUUGCUGGUGGCGUUCUUCAUUCGGGCGAUCUGGCUGUCUGGCAUCCCGAUGGAGCGAUCCAGAUCUUGGACCGAGCCAAAGACAUUAUCAUCAGCGGAGGCGAAAACAUCUCGUCUGUCGCACUGGAAUCCAUGCUGGUGACUCACCCGGACAUUCUGGAGGUGGGCGUGGUGGCGGUGCCUGACACACAUUGGGGAGAGCGACCCAAGGCGUUUGUAACCACGAAGCAAGGUCGGCGCCUGGAGGGGAAAGAGGUGAUUGACUGGGCCCGGAACCAAAGUCAAAUCAGCAAGUUCAUGCUUCCGCGGGAGGUGGAGGUGGUGGCGGAACUGCCCAAGACGAGUACGGGGAAAAUCAGAAAGAAUGUUCUUCGGGACUGGGCGAAAGGGGUACCGCGAUGAACCUAAGCUGAGGGUUGGGUUGGGGUGUGCCCAGGAGAGGGGAAGGAGGGAUGGUGUGAUGGUGUGAUAUAGAAUAGAAACUGCGUGGUGGUUAUUUAUAGGGCUAUAUGUAAGUGAGGUUGUUAUAGACUGGGAGGGGGACUAGCUAUCACGGUCCGUGUACUUUCCGUUGUUCUUGAAUAGCAUAGAC